Molecule: messenger RNA, 7170 nt
Organism: Dromiciops gliroides (monito del monte)
Lineage: Eukaryota; Metazoa; Chordata; Mammalia; Microbiotheria; Microbiotheriidae
Gene: RIMBP2
Product: RIMS binding protein 2
Exons: 30
Coding region: 266-5734 (1822 amino acids)
Biological process (GO): neuromuscular synaptic transmission
Molecular function (GO): protein binding
Source: RefSeq, a predicted model, not a curated record
UACCUAACAUUUCUCCUGCCCCUUGGAGCUUCAUUGACUUCUUCACUGUGCUGGCUUUUAUCACUCUCGGGGCAUCUGGGCUCCCCCCAGGAAAGCCGGGCAUUCUGUAGCUGGCAAUGCUGGAGGGAGAGAUCAGAAUUCCUGGUGGCGCUCCUGUGGUUCCCAAAGGAAGGAGUGGAGAGCUGGCUUCUGGGAACUGUGAUUGGAACAAGGGGAAACCCAGUGAUCUUGUCCAGACAGCUGUCCUCUGACCCUUGCCCUCUGAAUGGGGCAGGGGCCCUGGUGCUCAAGGCAGAAGAAGAAGGGAGUGGUCAGGGAUGACUAUCCUAAUGGCUGCAUUAGUACCCCUGGGGAAUAUAACCUGCACCUCAAGUCCACAAAGAAGGGGAAGGAGAUCCAUAACCAAGCCCAGGAGGACUCUGGAAAGCUGGCAAACGCAGCCAACAGUGACCAGCUGGUGACAAGAAAUACUGUGGAGAAACAUCCACUUCAGAGAGGAGCAGGCAAAGGAAGAGGCCAGGCCAUCCCCCCAGUCAGUAUGGUUCCUGGGUCCGUUGGGAAGAGCAAGAAGGGCAGCUCUUUGUCCUCAUCCUCAUCUUCAGCCGAACAAAGGACAGGACGCCCUCUGAUCCCUAAAAGUCACUCAGGCCGCAGGGGAGCACCCCAGCUCCAGUUCACCCCCCAGGGGCUCGGCACCACCAAAGACCCAGAGAUCCAGCUGCUGCAGAUGGAGCAUGAGGAACUCAGGGGCCAGCUGGGAUGUCUCCGGGUCAAUCCCCUUCGCUUCGUGGGCCCGCCAGAGAGUCUGGAAACUAGAGGACGUGCACUCAGGGACCUGGCCCAAAGAGAGUGGGCUGAGCCCUAUGAGGAAGGGCUGGUUGGGCAGAAGCCUGCUGACGUGGAACAGCUGCUCAAACAGUCGCAGAGGGAGCUGCUUUGGCUACAGAGGCAGCUGGCCUUCGUCUCUACAGGAAGUCCCACCUACCUCCUGCCUCCUCCGGACCAAUUCAGAAAUGAUCUGUACUUGCAGCCUGCAGUCCCCCAGAAAGCCUUUGGUCAGUUCCGACUUUUAGAAGAGCGGCCACAGACUUCCCCAGCCCAUGUACCUGCUCUGAAUCUAGAUCCUCACCAUUGGAGCCUUGCAGAGCAUGAAUUGAAGGAUGCUGUACAAGGGAAGAGUCGCCUGAGACUUCAGUAUGCUAACCUUUCCCACAAGGCACUGCAGUAUGAGCAGGUAAAAGCAGACUAUGAUCGGCUCAGCCACACCCUCACCAUAGUGACCAAAGAACGUGAUUUGGUUGUGAAGGAGAAACACCAGCUCCAAGCCAAACUGGAGAAUCUAGAGCAGGUCCUAAAGCAUAUGCGAGAGGCCGCGGAACGGCGGCAACAGUUGGAAUUAGAGCAUGAGCAAGCCCUGGCCGUCCUUAACGCGAAGCAGCGGGAAAUUGAACUUCUGCAGAAGGCUCAGGUUGAAGCCAAGAAAGAGCAUGAAGGAGCAGUACAGCUGCUAGAGUCCAAGGUUCGAGAACUGGAAGAGAAAUGUCGGACACAAAGUGAGCAGUUCAACCUCCUGUCUAGGGAGCUGGAGAAGUUUCGACAGCAGGCGGGCAAGAUUGAUCUGUUGAGCGGUAACUCUGUGGUGUCUUUGGAUCUCCCGGGCUCCCCUAACAAGCCUUUCACCCACUUUAUGAAUGGAAUAGCCGCCUCCUUUGGCAAAGGUCAGGACAGUACUUCUGGAAGUCAUUCUGUGAUUGCUGAAUUUAUUCGACCCCGACCACUCUCCAGUGACAAACCUGAACCACUGUCUGUCAAACCUACUUUUCUAUCCAGGUCAAGAUCUGGCGGCCCAGGAUGCAGAUUUGAAUCAGACAUGGAUAAUGAACGGAAUUCCAAUACCUCAAAGCAGAAAUACUCGGGGAAAGUUCAUCUGUGCGUUGCCCGCUACAGUUACAACCCCUUUGAUGGACCAAAUGAAAACCCGGAAGCCGAACUCCCCCUCACAGCAGGAAAAUACCUCUAUGUAUAUGGUGACAUGGAUGAAGAUGGAUUCUAUGAAGGAGAACUACUAGAUGGACAGAGAGGACUGGUCCCUUCCAACUUUGUGGAUUUUGUCCAGGAUAAUGAAUCCCGUUUGUCCAACACACUGGGGAGUGAACAGGAUCAGAAUUUCAUCAACCACUCUGGCGUGGGCUUGGAAGGAGAGAACAUUCUAGAUCUGAAUUCGCCCACCCAGGGAGACUCCAGCAUCAUCAACAAUGGGGCUGGGACGCUGGAUGUGAACAUUGACGAGAUCGGAGAAGACAUUGUGCCUUACCCUAGACGAAUCACCCUUAUCAAACAACUAGCCAAAAGUGUUAUUGUGGGCUGGGACCCCCCGGCUGUGCCACCAGGAUGGGGGACAGUGAUCAGCUACAAUGUCCUUGUUGACAACGAGACCCGCAUGAAUCUCACCCUGGGGAGCAGAACUAAAGCCCUGAUUGAAAAGCUGAACAUCGCAGCCUGCACGUACCGCAUCUCCGUGCAGAGCAUCACGAGCCGGGGGAACUCGGACGAGCUCCAGUGUACCUUGCUCGUGGGCAAGGACGUGAUCGUGGCCCCUUCCCACUUGCGGGUAGACCACAUCACCCAGAUUUCAGCUGAGCUCUCCUGGCUCCCAACCAACAGUAAUUACAGCCACGUCAUCUUUCUCAACGAGAAGGAGUUUGACAUUGUCAAGGCCGCAAGGUAUAAGUAUCAGUUUUUUAACCUGAAGCCCAACAUGGCUUACAAGGUGAAGGUUUUGGCGAAACCCCAUCAGAUGCCGUGGCAGCUUCCUCUGGAGCAAAGAGAAAAGAAAGAGGCCUUUGUGGAGUUUUCUACUUUGCCAGCAGGUCCUCCAGCUCCACCUCAAGAUGUCACCAUUCAAGCCGGGACCACUCCUGCAACCAUCCAGGUCUCCUGGAAACCACCAAUUCUCACGCCCACCGGGAUGUCCAACGGAGCAAAUGUGUCUGGCUAUGGUGUUUAUGCGAAAGGGCAGAGGGUGGCUGAAGUCAUCUUCCCGACAGCUGACAGCACGACAGUGGAGCUGAUACGCAUCCGGAACCUGGAAGCCAAGGAGGUGACCGUGAGAACACUUUCUACUCAAGGUGAAUCCAUGGACUCCUUAAUAGCUGCCAUUCCACCUGACCUACUGGUGCCUCCAACCCCACACCCUCGAACUACUCCCAAACCUAAGCCAUUAGCAAGUGCCGGAGCCCCAGAUACCAAAGACGAACAGUUGGGUCCCCACAUCAAAAUGGAUGAGUCUUGGGAGCAGACUCGCUCAGCUGCCCCCACACACGGACACAUGCUGGAACCUCCAACAUCCAACUUUCCGAGCUCAGCUCCUGGGAGGCGGUCACCCUCACCCAAUCGGAUUCUCCCCCAGCCACAGGGCGCCCCAGUCCCCAACACUGUGGCUAAAGCCAUGGCACGGGAAGCUGCGCAACGGAUGGCCGAAAGCACUCGAUUGGAGAAAAGGAGCCUGUUCGAGGACAGGAGCAGGGCUGGGCACUAUGUGAAUUCUGAUGAGGAAGAAGAAGAUGGCUAUGACUCACCGGACAUCAAAAGGAGAGGAGCUUCAGUGGAUGAUUUUCUGAAGGGCUCUGAGCUCGGCAAGCAGUCCCACUAUGCUCAUGGAGAAGAAUACCACACAGAGAGCAGCCGGGGCUCUGACCUGUCCGACAUUAUGGAAGAGGAUGAGGACGAACUUUAUUCAGAAAUGCAGCUGGAGGACGGGGGCAGGAGGCGGUCCAGUGGAACCCCGCACAAUACGCUCAAGGAGUGCUGUGAAAGUAGGACCACCACCGAUGCAACUUUUUGGGAACAGCCCGAAUUUCCCCCACAGACCCACCACAGUAAAAAACUGUUUAGUAUCCCCGAAGUAGCCGAAGAAGAUGGAGACUAUUCUGAGCUGCUGCAUAAACAAGGUCUAGGGUUGUCCUAUAAGAUGAAAGCCCCAGGGCCCAGAGGGCCUAGGUUCCCCAGGUGUUGCAUCGAAGACAAGGCCCAACAGGCUACCUGGUUCCCUACCAAGCACAGGCUGUCUGGGUUUGCCCACCACUCAGAGGACUCUGCCCCUGAAGAUAAGGGUUACAGAUUUAGCCGGGCCCUCACCCGCAGCCCAGACAGUGGGCUCGACUGUGGGAGUGAGGAAGAGGAGUCUCGCUUUAGCUUCCGAAAUGUUCACGGUCACCCGACUCCUCACGCCGGCCCCCCCUGCUGCCCAGGCCGCAGCCACUGUUCAUGCCGGAGAAGUCCAAGGCCCCUUCUAGCCCGUAGGAAAACCCUGACCCGGCAGAGCAGCAUUGAGGAAGACUUUGGAGAGCAGUUUGCCCCCGGUGAGGUCAUCAGGAACAAUGAGACCACACCUGGCCCUGAGAGGGCUAGCCCCAGGAAGAGUCACUACCGUGAUCCCAUGAAGCCAGAAGACCCUUGCUGUGCCGGGAAGGUCAAGAUGACUGAUAGCAGGGCACCCAUCCUGCUUACAAAAUCAGCUCCCAGAGAUGGAGAAGGUGCUCUGCUUUUAGGGAAUCCAGCGUCUGCCGGACGGACUGAUAGGGUGGAUCACACGGGUCGAAGGUUAUCACAUGGCGGUGCUGGACCUCAGAGGCCCCGGCCAAUGAUGGUCCCUUCCAUUGAAAUUACAAUGGACAGUAACAGUGAAGGCGGUCGGUCUCGGUCAGGUAGUGAGGGAAAUAUUCCCUCUGUAAAAGAAGAAGCUUAUUGUCGCGGCAUGGGUGGACACAGAAUACGGCCUCUGCAUCGUGCUAUGACCCCUGACCUUAGACACGAUGGGUACUGCAGCCGGGAUCGUCUGUCUCCAGACCUAUAUGAAGAGUCUGAAACUGACCCUGGCGCCGAGGACCUUUCUGUCCGAAUAUUUGUCGCUCUCUUUGACUACGAUCCACAUACAAUGUCUCCCAAUCCUGAUGGGGCAGAAGAAGAGUUACCAUUUAAGGAAGGACAGAUCAUUAAGGUUUACGGAGACAAAGAUGCCGAUGGCUUCUACCGUGGGGAAACUUGUGCCCGGCUCGGCCUUAUUCCUUGUAACAUGGUCUCAGAAAUCCAAGCUGAUGAUGAAGAAAUGAUGGACCAGCUUCUUAAACAAGGCUUUCUCCCUCUGAAUACCCCCGUGGAAAAAAUAGUCAACUGUGAUCGUUUCAAAGAGAGCGCUCUCUCUGUACACCGCAGAUCCCGAAAGUCUAAAAGAGAGAGGAACAGACGGAGUGGCAGGCAGCACCCUGUGUCUACAAGAAGAAUGGUGGCUCUGUACGACUAUGACCCAAGAGAGAGCUCUCCUAAUGUCGAUGUAGAGGCAGAACUGACAUUUUGUACAGGAGACAUUAUUACUGUGUUUGGUGAAAUUGAUGAAGAUGGAUUUUACUACGGAGAGCUCAAUGGACAAAAGGGCCUGGUUCCUUCAAACUUUCUGGAAGAAGUGCCUGAUGACGUCGAAGUCUACCUUUCGGAUACACCAUCCCGUUACUCUCAAGAUGCCCCAAUGCGCACCAAGGCUAAAAGGGUUCCUCCUGAGAAUACAGGUACGUCAAGGAGAGCGCCAUCCCCCACAGUCCAUCUUCAUUCUGGGUCACCUCCGUCAUCUAUGGGUUCUGGUAGUCCUGGGAGAGGCAGGGAAAGGGCCUCGAAAAAGAAAAAGGGUCUGCUUUCCAAAGGGAAGAAACUUCUGAGAAAACUGGGUGCAGUGAAGUGACCCAUGCACUUCUGGAAGACUUGUAACGCCUGGCCUGUGUCAUUUCCUUUCAUCCCAAACUAGGGCUUUCAUGACUUACUAAAGUACUUUCUAAAACCAUCUCCUUUUCUUUUUUUCCCCCCCCCUUCCUUUCCGACACCAGUAGGGGAAAAAAAUGCAAUUUUGCACUAUGGUCCACUUUAACCGACUGCAAGAGUAAAGUGGACCCAUUGUUCUUUCCAAGUCAUCGUUGCCAAUCUGCUCUGAUUUUCCAAAGUAUGAUUUGUGGGGGAGGGGGAACCAUUAAACAACAGGUGGAUGAAUAGCUACUGGGGUAGCCCACUCCCCACCUGCAAUAUUUCAUCUUUCUGCAUUUGUUACCUGCCCUUAAAGGGAUGACUUUCAAGUUUCUCCUUUUCCAAAUGCUUGCCUCAUGAUGCGUAAAUGUCACUUCACUAUGGUCUUGAAAUUCCUAGUUUAUUCAGCCUUGAUGUUCUGCCUUAUAAAAUGCACAGUGAUUUGUACUGUCUAGUAAAUAUACAGUGUAUACUUUGUAUGUGUUCUACAUUCAAAUGUCUUCAUUCUCAUUGAAACACGAGUUUGAAAUCGAAUAUCCUGUUAAGUGGUUCCAUAUAAUGUCUGCAAUUUGGGGAAAAAAAGGAACAAGAAAAGUUAUUUCAUUUGAGUUUUAUUUUAGACAUUGGCCUGAGUUCACUGAUUGGGGAAAAAAAAUUCCAGAUACAAACUAGACAGAAAAUUUUCAUGCCCUAUCAGUCAUUCAAAAAUAAAAUUUAAACACUUUGUAAAACCUACUUUGGCCUACUCUCCUCCAUGUAAUGUCUGAAUCCUUGAACCUGCUGGGGGAAAAAAAAAAAAAGCAUUUUUGCCCCUUCCGUGUUCUUUUAUAGCUGUGCAAGUUUCAGUUCAGUCAUUUUUCAUUUUAUUGAUGUCAGCGUGAAAUACACGGAAACGGGCUCAUCAGUGACGUGUCACGAGUGCACAUGUGUCCAAAACGCUAUACCAGGCACCAAGGGCACAAGGAAGGCAUCCUAAAAUCCUGAGCCCCACCUGCUUCCAUGCCCAUUUUUCAGUAUUGGCAUCUGCUGAACAAAAGCGGUCUUACCAGUUGCUGACCAAUCUAUUUGGCAGUAACUCUUUUGUAACUCUUAUCCCCUUGAAAAUUGUUUUUACUGUUUAUACAUACUUUUCAGACUGCCUUUCUUUUGUAACUUAUGAAAGGUUUAUAAUGAUCAAAGCUUCCCCCCAUUGUGUCUUCAAAGAACUCGACUGUAAAUUAUUGUAAAAAAAAAAAAAAGCAAUUAUUUGUGUGUGCUAGAUGUAUGAAAUUCAAGACAACUACUGGCCUAAACUUGUGGUUAAAUAUUGUGUGGGUGUGUGCAUGUGUACAGUUCAUGUAAAAUAUUUUAUGUAAAUAAAAUAUUUGAUAUUUUAUAGAA